GCGACCGGACGCUAAACCACGAUGACCCUGAAUAGGUAAACAAGAUGUGGACGUAUGUCGGAAAUACUUGGGAAUAUUGCAACGAAGGUGUUGUUUAGGGUUAUUGCAUUCUAAAUAUAAUUAAAUAACUUUUCAGCAGUUUCUAACUUAAAAGGGCGUCCCCACUGGACUCAAGUUAUCUGGACAGGUUCACUUAAAGUUUUGUUACUUCAGGAUCAUAUACUGUGUCUGGCAUCUGGUCAACGCUGCUAUUAUUUGGGAGGCUCUUCAUCUUGCAAAUUAGGAAGAACAAAUCCUUGAAAAAGGCUGUCAAUAUUUGUGAGAAAAGAAACAUGCCAAAAUUCAAAGAAGCUGGAAAAGCUGUUCUGAACGCUUUAAAAAUGGGCUCCGUUGGGUCCCUGAUUGCCAAAAGAUAUCUGAUUAAAGAAAGACUUGGCAGAGGAAGCUUUGGAAUGGUUUACCUUGUACUGGAUAAGAAAUGCACAAAAGGAGAAGAGCUAAAAGUCUUAAAGGAGAUAUCGGUUGGGAAUCUGGAGCCAAAUGAGACGGUACAGGCUAAUUUGGAAGCACAGCUGCUCUCGAAGCUUGACCAUCCAGCAAUUGUUAAGUUCUACUCCAGCUUUGUAGAGCAAUUCAGUUUUUGCAUCAUUACAGAAUACUGUGAGGGCAGAGAUCUACAAUGUAAAAUUGAGGAGUAUAAGCAAGCUGGAAAGACGUUCCCUGAAAGCCAGAUCAUUGAAUGGUUUAUACAGUUACUACUGGGAGCACAGUACAUGCAUGAGAGAAGAAUACUUCACAGAGAUUUAAAAAGCAACAACAUCUUCUUGAAAAACAACAUUGUAAAAAUAGGAGACUUUGGGGUAUCUCGCCUUCUGAUGGGUUCAUGCGACCUGGCAACUACGUUUACUGGAACGCCCUAUUAUAUGAGUCCGGAGAUACUCAGCCACCAGGGAUAUGAUUCCAAGUCUGAUAUAUGGUCGUUGGGGUGCAUUUUGUAUGAGCUGUGCUGCUUGCAACAUGCUUUCACUGGUCAUAACUUCAUGUCAAUUGUUUUGAAGAUUGUGGAAGGUGAGACUCCCUCACUGCCAGAUCACUUCUCCAGAAAUCUCAAUGCAAUCCUGACAAGCAUGUUGCAAAAGAGUCCAUCACAUCGACCAGCCGCUGCAGAAAUACUGAAAAUUCCAUAUAUCGACCAGCAGCUCCAGAAUAUAAGAUGCAAGUUCUCAAACAUAAGCAUGAAAGACAAGACAAUAAGCUCCCAGAAAGAAGCUCUGCAAAUAAAGAAAGCUUUUCAGAAGAAAGUUCACCUGCAGACACUACGUGAACAGUCUGAAGUUCAGAAAAUGACCCCACGGGAGAGGAUGAGACUCCGAAAAUUACAGAGCGCAGAUGAAAAAGCUAAGAAGUUGAAGCAACUGGCUGAGGAGAAAUACCAGGAAAACCAUCACCGCAUGCAGCAACUGAGGAAUCGCAAUUUUCAGCAAGUCAGCGUGGAUGUUCUGCAUGAAUCUCACGAGUACAAUGCACCACAAGCCAACCAGACACAGCCAGUGUCAACUUGUGAUGUCCAAUUGUCAGAACAAGGAGAGCUCAAAGGAAACAGAAUUUCAGAUCGACUGUGUAUGUCCGAGCCACCUGACCAUGCAAUCCCUGAAGAUCCAGAUGUAGCUGAAGAGUUUUAUCAUGAAGAUGGUUUUGAAUCUUGUUCUGAUGAGAACCUAGAGAUGGAGGAAUUUAAUGAAGAAAAUGAAUGCACUACUGUCAAAAGUCAUGAACAGGACACUGAUAUUGAAGCCCUGGUAAGGUGCAUGGAGGAUGUCCUGGACAGUAGAACAUUAGAUGGUGGCACCGUGAUUUCAGCUGUGUACCAGGGACCGACAGCUAUCAACUGCACCAUGGCACAGGCCAAGAUGCACCGUAUGAGGGAAAGGUCAGUCCGGUUCCGAAGAAGACGAGAUGGCUGGAAGACUUCCAACAAACGCCUCAGCCUCCUUCACUGAUUUAAAUCACUUAUAAUCUCCAGUAGUAAGGGUAAUUCGAAGAUCGGCUGGAUUUCGGAGAGAAGGUCUGAAUCUAUGCUCAAAAAGCACUUUCAUUACACCUUUAAACUCAGCACGCAUCUUCAGAACCUAGGAGGCAUAAUCCUCCACAAAAUGAAUGACCGUAUUUUGAAAAGCAAAAGUACCUCUCCGGCGUGCCUCCAUAAUCAAAGGGUUAUCAAUUUCAAGACUGUGUAUUAUCAUACUUCAGUACAAGUGUAAAAGAAGAACAAAUUGUUACUCUGGAUCUGAUGUGGCAUGUUUUAAAAAAAUCACACAAUAAGCAUAAAGAACUUAAAAUAAAACCUCAAAAAACAAAAAUGUAUAUCUGUCUCCAUCCUCUCUUUAUUUUCGCUUUGGAACAGAAAUAAUUUUUCAUAAGUUAGAUUUGAAGAAAGCUUCCAUCCCAGGUGAUUUUGAGAAGGUGUUUUACUCGCUGUAUAGCUUCGUACAAAUGCACUGCGAGGGCAGUAGGGUAUAAAGAUAACUCUCCUUCAAAGAUAUCGCCCAUGGACUGUAGACAUGUCAGAAUGCUGUAGGUCAUAAUGUCAGCUUCCAACUCGAGCAAUGUUGAUCACCAAGACCUGGAAGUCAGUCAGAGUGAGGUGCAACUAUCACGUCUUCGCGAUGCUCGAACAAUUAGCAUAGCUUCAGCAUAAGCCCACUCUAGAGCUGAAGGGGCAAAAUAAGAAAGGCUUAUGCUAAGCAUGAAGUUGGGGAUGCAAAUGGAGAUAGCUCAAAUAGAAUUGGAGAAAGCAUAUAUAGACAUGGAGAGAGCACAUGUGAUGAAUAUGUCCAAGCUCAUUUUGACAAUAAAAAAGACAGUAGUCCAGCUCGACAAAGGAAAGCUGUCCACACCAAGCAGCCAACAUGCUUUCACAUUGUCCAGAUAUUGACAGUCAAGGUCUGCAGCAACAAAGACACUCAACACUACCUUCAGCAGUUUCAUCACAGCAAAAAUCUCAGUCAAGAGUUGCUACCGAUGCCAAUUCUAUCUUCACGGAUAUGGACAAAUGCACACCCUUACAGACCUACUUCCAUACAUCUCAGGACCUAUAUUUGGCAAACUAGUCUCCACAAUGCUCUCAUUCAGGAGCUGCAGCUGCAUUAGAUUUGGCUUGGUAAGACCUAGUCACAACAGGACGAAAAGUAUUUGAAAACCAGUCUGCCAGAUUUCUGUCCUGGAAGUCAAGCUUUUGCAAUGACUUAAGUUUCAAACCUAGUGAAGAGCUGGCCUUUCUCUGUGAGUGGCUUGGUGGGGAAGGACUGCAACAGGCAAAAAGGAUUAGAGCAGUUCAUAUUAAUAAUCCAGCUAAUUGUUUACAAAUGGUGUAGCAGAGGCUGGACAAAUGCCUUGGCCCUCCAGAGGCAAUUGAAGAAUAUCUCUUUAGUGGAGUUGAUAAUUUUCCAAAGUUCUCACAUAAAGAACCAUGGAGCUUGCUCAAGGACAAAACACGCCGCUUCGGCUGGGGCUCGAACUCUUGACCUUCAGAUCACUAGUCCAAUGCCUUAACCACUUGGCCAAGUGCCACACCAUAACAGAAGGGGUUCGAGUAUAAAACAUAAUAACAUGCCCCCGUUCACCAGUUUCAUUUCUUGUAGAAUUCAUCUCCCACCAUGCAGAACUGUAAAAUGAACCCCAGUUUUAUGCUUUCAGCUUCUAGUAAUAUGUCAUUCAAAGAGAGGCCUCCAGCAAAAGCAUAGAAAACCAAAACCUCUAUUAAAGUCAACAAAACUAAAGUAGAAAACUAUACCAUGAACCCUGAUAGCUAACACUCUCUACAAAAGAAACCUUGCCCUUAAGGAAAUGCAGAGGAUUCAGAGUAAAACCACUUCUGAAGAUGCUUUCUAAAGGAGUAAUCAAUGUUUCAAACGUAGUGCUUCAGCAGUAUGCCAAGCAUAAGACUGUAAUGCUGUCAAGCGUUGCAUAGAGUGCAGCAGUGAUUAGCAUUUAAUCAGGACUUCAGUCAAGACCAGUGUCUUGGUCUAUCAUUGAGUCCAGCCCACCCACAGCAGAGCACGGUUGGAAGCCAGUCAAAUACCCAGCAGAUGUAGCUACUUCCUCAUGCAUAGAGAUAAAUGGAAAAGGCUUCCAAGCAAAUCUUGCUGUAAAAUGUGCCUGGCCAACAUCCACACGAAAGGACAUCCUGAACAAAAUAAUAAAGGCAUACGUGAUAUUAAAUGAUCUGAGCAAUGUGUCUUUGGCAAAAUCAACAUUCUUUGACUUAAUCCGUUUUCAAACUUCUGUUUCCCGAUACACUGUAGAGGUGUAUUUUGGAACAUCAUAAGUUGUAGAAGAAAAGACAAGUGGAUAUGUGGUUAGCCCAUAGGAGGGGCGAGGUCUGCUUACCCUUGCCAACCUUCAUUGAGUUUGACCAUAUUCCCGACAACAGGGAGGAAAUCUCUACUUCUAAAGCUGUACGCAGUCAUUUCACAUUUUAAGGCAAGACUUCCUCACUUGCCUUUACUGAUGUUGCUUGGCUGAGAUGCCACCUGUGCACAUAAGAUAAACAAACAGCGCAAAGGGUAGCACAAUGCGCCUCGUGUAGACCUGGGUCGGGUCAAAGUGGGUGAAGUCUCCAUUAAUGGGGCUCAUCAGCCUAAUGUCAGCACAUUUAAGAUAAUAUCCUGGAGGAGGGGGCAUCCAAGUCAUUUUGGACCCCGUGAGAGUAGAAUAUGUAUGAAAGAGAAGAUUGUAGGUAAGCAAACCAAGCACAUUGAUGUGCUGCCCUCUGCUCAACCAGAUUUAGGCAAGCUGGUGUUCUGUCACUUGGAAGAUAAUUAUAAGCUGGUACCUUCCAUUGAAGAUGAGGUCUUCCUUCGAAUUAUGAACAAAGUUUAGCAAAUACGAGUCCAAGAGUUAGGUAGCUCCCCUUCAUUUUUGCUUGUCAUGACAUCUCCUCCCAAACAACAGAGAGCAGGCCUUUGGUCAACACACUGAGAAGGAAACCAGAAACAAAAGAUCAUUAUGUGGAGUUCAUGGAGAGACUCUUCAAAAACAAUCAUACUAACUUAAUGGCUCCAUCAGAUCCCAACAAAGAAAACUAGUAAUUGCCCAACACCCAGAAACCUACACAAAUAUGAAUUGUCUUUGAUUCAAAUGUGCAACUCAAAGACAUAUUUCUGAAGAAUGUGCUCUUGCAGGGUGCAGACCUUAAUAGCAGUCUGCUCAGGAUCCUCGUGCGCUUCUGAAUUGAGUCAAACAUAGUGACAUCAGGCGUGAAACAAAUGUUCCACAGCUUCCUGGUGAAAGAGCAUCAACAAGACUACCUCAGAUUCUUGUGGCAUCAUGACCACUGACUGGACAGCGAGAUUCCGGAAAACGACAUGAGAGUUCACGUCUCUCACCAACUGUGACAAUC
This is a messenger RNA of Hypanus sabinus (Atlantic stingray), 5401 nucleotides long. It is a transcript of the gene nek11, whose product is annotated as NIMA-related kinase 11. The coding region runs from base 333 to 2000 and encodes 555 amino acids. The record is from RefSeq and is a predicted model, not a curated record. The transcript has 16 exons. NCBI's taxonomy places the organism in Eukaryota, Metazoa, Chordata, Chondrichthyes, Myliobatiformes, Dasyatidae. Gene Ontology annotation, biological process: protein phosphorylation. Gene Ontology annotation, molecular function: protein kinase activity; ATP binding.